This is a messenger RNA of Pyricularia oryzae 70-15, 1704 nucleotides long. RefSeq lists its product as uncharacterized. Bases 305 to 1417 code for a protein of 370 amino acids. The transcript is spliced from 2 exons. The record is from RefSeq and is a predicted model, not a curated record. NCBI's taxonomy places the organism in Eukaryota, Fungi, Ascomycota, Sordariomycetes, Magnaporthales, Pyriculariaceae.
CCGUAAAGUCCAUAUGCUGGAAUCUGGUAGUAAGCCCUGCCCAUGCUAGUGUUGAAGAUCAGCUAUCCAGAAGGAUGGGGAACAAUAGGGGAGGAGGUGCACGUAGAUCCGCCGUGGUCGCUACCUACCUAUAUUAGCGCCCGUCCGCUCUCGCACAGACUGGUGUGGCCAAAAGACACUUUGCCAUCCUGCCUACGGAGACCGGUUAUACAGUAACAUCGAGUUACAGUAUCCAGUGCCAGACAAGCCGACAACAGUAGCAACAGCCGCUUCAGGGCCUUCAAACAAGAUCGAGCUGCACCUCAUGUCUACCACUCCCACAGUGUUCCUGCCCAUUCUUGACGUGGUCAAGGACCACCUGGCUGUCAACUCGGUUUUCGUCUUUCUUGUCAUCGUCGUUGUUUCACUCAGAGUGGUUGGCCGUUGCAUAGGACCCGGUCUCGGUUGGGACGAUGCGCUUGUCGUUGCAGCCAUGCCGCUAGGCAUUGCCAUGCAUAUUUGCAGUGGUUUUUUUGCCCCUAUUGGCAAUGGGUACAAUCUCGCGGAACAUCCUCAGCUUAUUGCCAAUGUUCCCUUUAUCCUCCAGCUCACCUUCGGCAUGCAACUUGUCUACGUUACGCUUCUCGCUCUUACCAAGGCCAGCAUGCUCUGCUUCUUCCUUAGAGUCUUCUCGACACCCUGGAUGAAACGAGCAUCCAUAAUCACACUGGCAGUCAUUGCAGUUUGGUGGGUUUCCUAUGUCUGCGCCUGUAUCUUCAUCUGCGACCCCGUCAGUGGGCAGUGGACCGGCGUUGGCAAGUGUGGCCAGUAUAUCACCAUGAUCCAGUCUCUGAUCGCCACCAACGCCAUCGGCGACGUGGUAAUCAUGAUGAUGCCCAUGAAGCAGAUCUGGAGUCUCAAGAUGCGCAAGACGGACAAGGUCGGUGUGUCGGCUUCGUUCCUCUUGGGCACGGCCUGCGUGGUCAUCGCCAUCUUCCGCUUGAUCUACAUCAGCACCGUCGACCUCAACAGCAACGUGACGGGUACCAUGUCGACGACGAUCCUGCUCUUCACUCUCGAGCCGAAUCUGGCCAUCCUGUGCAUCAGCAUCCCCAUGCUCAGGCCCUUCUACGUCCUGUACAAGAAACGGGUUGGCAGCAGCCGGCUCACCGAGGACAAGUCUGGAUACAACAACGGGCCGAGCGGGAAUGGCUACGCCAAGGACGUGUCGAAUAUCUCCUCCAACGGGAUCCCCAGCCGGUCCGCCCACGGCACAGGAGCCCCCACCACCAACUGGGAGCUGGACGAUUACAAGACGAACAAAGUGACCGUCACAACGACCGGGGAUGGGGCCAGCAUCGACAAGCCAUCUGUGAGGCCAAGCGGACCCUUGGGCGACAUCCGGGUCGAUACCGAGUGGCAGGUCAGCCGUGUGUAAGCCAUUUUGGGUUAUCCUGUGCUGGACAAGAAAAGUUUAUUUCGAAUUCCCUUUUCUUGUAAGACCGUCGCUCAGACCGGACUUGUGUGUGUGAUUACCACCAGCGAAUCGGAGAUACGGGGAUGAGAGAGCAUGUGUUAGCAUGUUGUGCGUUGACCACGAACAAUGACGAAGAAAAAAAAACAAAGGAAAGAAAACAAAGCAUUGUCAAGUGCUGGACACAGUCGCUACCUAAUUAUGUAUAUCUUAUUCAUGAACAUAAAAAAAGUAAACGGUAUGAUUCGAUA